AGCAAACCAUCUUCCUCUUCCUCUAGAAGGGGAUAAUUAAUAAAUUACUGUCGGGCGAAAAAAAAGGGUAAGAGAUGGCUCGAUUAAUGUUAAUAUCGAUGCUAUUUCUCUUGGCAGGAUCAAUGCUUAUGGUCCAGGGCGGAGAUCCCACCCUUUUUUUCGAAUGGAACGUCACCUAUGGCACCAUUGCUCCCUUGGGAGUGCCAGUAAAGGGUAUUCUUAUUAACGGGCAAUUCCCGGGACCAAAUCUUAACUCUACCACCAACAACAAUAUCGUGGUCAAUGUGUUCAAUAACCUUGAUGAGCCAUUCCUUGUAACAUGGGACGGCGUGCAGCAUAGGAAGAACUCUUGGCAAGAUGGUGUUCUGGGAACCAACUGUCCUAUCCCCCCUGGGAAGAAUUACACCUAUAAAUUCCAGGUGAAGGAUCAGAUUGGCAGCUACAUGUACUAUCCGGUGACGGCAAUGCACAAGGCGGUUGGUGGUUUCGGUGGCCUCCGUGUUAACAGCCGUCUACUCAUCCCUGUUCCCUACGCUGAUCCGGCUGAUGACUAUACUCUCUUAGUGGGAGACUUUUUCAACAAGGGACACACCAGCCUCAAGAAGAUUCUUGAUAGCGGUCGCAACCUUGGGAGAUGUGACGGUGUCCACCUUAAUGGGAAAGUUGCGAAAGGUGAUGGGAAGGAUGAACCUCUGUUUACGAUGGAGGCAGGCAAAACGUACAAGUACAGGAUUUGCAAUACGGGUAUCAAGACAUCUCUGAACGUCAGGUUCCAGGGCCACACCAUGAAAUUGGUUGAGAUGGAGGGUUCCCACACAAUGCAGAAUGACUAUGACUCCCUUGAUGUGCAUGUUGGACAGUGCUUCAGUGUGCUUGUUACUGCCAACCAGGAACCAAGGGAUUACUAUGUGGUGGCCUCUACCCGUUUUACCAGACGUGAGGUUACAGCAACCGGCAUCAUCCGUUACAAGAAUGGCAAGGGAGCUGCCUCAUCCGAGUUGCCACCGCCACCUGUUGGUUGGGCUUGGUCACUCAAUCAAUUCCGUACCUUCCGUUGGAACUUGACUUCUAACGCUGCUAGGCCUAACCCUCAGGGCUCCUACAAAUAUGGUUCCAUUAACAUUACCCGCACCAUCAAGCUUGCCAACACUGCACAAAGAGUAGAUGGCAAGCUCCGAUAUGCUCUUAAUGGAGUCUCCUAUGUCGAACCAACCACUCCACUAAAACUUGCAGAAUACUACGGCGUAGCCGACAAGGUUUUCAAGUAUGAUACCAUUCCCGAUGAGCCACCAAGUGACAACACUAGGGUAACUUUGGCACCUAUUGUCCUCAACAUGACACACAGAAACUUUGUGGAAAUCAUCUUCGAGAAUCACGAGACCGCCAUUCAGUCUUACCACUUGUCUGGCUACUCAUUCUUUGCCGUGGGCAUGGACAUUGGGAAAUGGAGCCCUGAGAAGAGGAUGAACUACAAUCUUCUCGACGCCGUGAGCAGACACACCAUACAGGUAUUCCCCAACUCCUGGUCAGCAAUCCUAUUGACAUUCGACAACUGCGGGAUGUGGAACCUGAGGUCGGAGAUAUGGGACAGGCAUUACCUUGGGCAACAGCUUUAUGCUAGUGUUAUUUCCCCUAACCGAUCCCUCAAGGAUGAGUACAACUUGCCGGAAGGUGUAUUGACUUGCGGCAUCGUGCAAGGCAUGCCAAGGCCUCCACCUUUCAGCAGUUAAUUUAAAUAAGCUUAUAAAUCUGUAUCCAAUUCUGGCGUAUGGGGAGAGAGAGGGUGAGAAAAGCUUGAGUUCCAAAUGUAUUUAAUGAAAUAAAAGGUGUAUUUCUGCAUGCCUGCAAGUUGGUUAAAACUGAACAUGGAUGUAAAAUUUGCUUUAUAAUCGCAUGAAAGAUGGUUUAGAUUUAAA
This is a messenger RNA of Gossypium raimondii (Peruvian cotton), 1916 nucleotides long. Its product is annotated as L-ascorbate oxidase homolog. Lineage: Eukaryota; Viridiplantae; Streptophyta; Magnoliopsida; Malvales; Malvaceae. The transcript has 3 exons. Bases 75 to 1730 code for a protein of 551 amino acids. The record is from RefSeq and is a predicted model, not a curated record. Gene Ontology annotation, molecular function: oxidoreductase activity; copper ion binding.